Vicugna pacos (alpaca) is the source of this 2897-nucleotide messenger RNA. The record is from RefSeq and is a predicted model, not a curated record. Lineage: Eukaryota; Metazoa; Chordata; Mammalia; Artiodactyla; Camelidae.
UUAGUUACCUCUGUUCAGGAAUUUUCUUUCUCUGUUACCAAUGACCAGACUUUGCCCUUCCGCUGGAGGGCAAUGUUUUCACAGGUUCUCCUUCUUUAAAUUGGGAUUUUUAAAAUCCUUGCUGAAUUUGCUAGUAAAUUCUCAAUGUGGAGAGCAGAGAACCAGGAAGUGAGUCCGCUGAGGUAGGCAGAAGAGCCUGGUGGAGUGAUCGAAAGUAAAAGAAAACUUCUUCCUGGUGGCGUUUCUAGCCCCACCCCCUUCCUCCCUGCCGAGUUUCCAGGGAUUUUUCUCAGGUUGUGUGAACCAGCCUUAGUGAUCAGUACGUGUGAAGUUAGACAGACUAGGGGACGCGGCAUCGGGAACUUAGUGACUGUGAUGUUGCCGGGACAGGGUGAAGCAGGAGUAAUACUCCCUCGUGAGGUGGCUGUGAGGAUUUAAGUUGAUAAUAACAGUCACUUACAGCGGUGACCCACACUGCUAAGUAGCCAGUUACGACUACGUUCUCCUAACACUUGAGCAGAAUGAACUUCAACAGAUGUCUCUAUAAUAUCGGGGAACAGCUGGACAGUGAUGACCUGGCUGCCCUCAAGUUCCUGAGCCUGGACUACAUCCCACAUAGGAAGCAGGAGCCCAUCAAGGAUGCCUUGAUGUUAUUCCAGAGGCUCCAAGAAAAAAGAAUGUUGGAGGAAAACAACCUGUCCUUCUUGAAGGAGCUGUUUUUCCGAAUGAAUAGACUGGAUCUGCUGACCACCUACCUGGACACGAGUGAAGAGGAGAUGGAGAGGGAGCUUCAGAUACCAGGCAGGGCCCAGAUCUCUGCCUACAGGGUCAUGCUUUUUCAGAUUUCAGAAGAUGUAAACAAACUGGAAUUGAAGGACUUUAAGUUUUUUCUCAGCAAGGAGAUCGCCAAAUGUAAACUGGAUGAUGACAUGACCUUGCUUGAUAUUUUCAUAGAGAUGGAGAAGAGGGUCAUCCUAGGGGAAAGAAACUUGGACACCCUGAAAAGAAUCUGUGAGCAAAUCAACAAGAGCUUGCUGAAGAAGAUCAACGAUUAUGAAGAAGUAAGCAGAGAACCAAGGAUGAGCCUUGAAAGCAGGCCAGGGGAAAUCUCAAAUGAUUUGUCUCAACUGCUCGAAGGGGAGGGGUCCCUUGGAGAUCUGGCCUUGUCGGACUCUCGGGGAGAACAGGACAGUGAGCCAGAGACAUGGAGCGAAGUUUACCGAAUGGAAAGCAAACCUCGGGGAUACUGUUUGAUCUUUAACAAUUAUGAUUUUAGUGUAGCACGGAAGGAUGUGCCCAAACUUCACAGCAUUAAGAACAGGAAUGGAACAGACUUGGAUGCAGAGGCUUUGAGCAAGACCUUUAGCGAUCUUCAUUUUAAGGUCGUAGAGUUCAAGGACUCCACAGCAAAGGAUAUCUUUGAGAAUCUGCAGCAAUACCAAGGCUUGGACCACACUGACAAGGACUGCUUCAUCUGCUGCAUCCUCUCCCAUGGAGACAAGGGCAUCGUCUACGGCUCCGACGGGCAGGAAGCCUCCAUCUACGAGCUGACCUCUUACUUCACUGGUUCCAAGUGCCCGUCCCUUCUUGGCAAGCCCAAAAUCUUUUUUAUUCAGGCUUGUCAAGGGGAUAACUACCAGAAAGGUAUAGCUAUUGAGACUGACUCAGAACAGAAGGAAGCCUAUUUAGAAAUGGAUUCAUCACGUCAGAAGAGAUACAUCCCAGAUGAGGCAGACUUUCUGCUGGGGAUGGCUACUGUGAACAACUGUGUUUCCUACCGAAGCACUGUGGAGGGGACUUGGUAUAUCCAGUCACUUUGCCAGAGCCUGAGAGAAAGAUGUCCAAGAGGUGAAGAUAUUCUCACCAUCCUCACCAAGGUGAACUUUGAAGUAAGCAAUAAAGAUGACAAGAAAAAUAUGGGCAAACAGAUGCCACAACCUACUUUCACACUGAGGAAAAAACUCUUCUUUCCUCUUAAUUGAUGCUGCUGUUUAGUUGCAUAACACUACGCUUAAUCUGUUGUUAAAAUGCUGCUAAUUUACUCUUUUUUUUUUUUUUUUUUGGAUAGCAGGAAGGGGAGAGAAUGGGAGUCAGGACAAUCUAAUAUUUAUACAAAUUCAAGCCUAAAUCUCUAGCUUUGCAAGAACUAGACAUUUAUAGCCAUAACAUAACUUUAGUUGCACUUUUAAUUCAAUGAAAAUGUUUAGAAAUAAAUGAUUCGACCAACAAGGGGCUGAUUUCCAACAUAUAUAGAUAUAUGCUACUAUAUAUAAAGUAGAUAAUUAACAGUUUUUUACUAUACAUGGCAAGGAACUAUAUUCAAUAUCUUGUAGUAACCUAUAAUGAAAAAAAUAUGAAAAGGAAUAUAUAUACAUAUAUAUAUAUAUGACUGUAACAUUAUGCUGUCCAUCAGAAUUUGAUACAACAUUGUAAAAUUACCAUACUUCAAUUAAAACAAAAGUUUAAAAAUAAACUUAUAGUAGACUUAUUAUGCAAGGGGAAUUUCAGUGACUCCCUUUCAAAGAUCACUGAGGGAGAUUUUGGUGUCCUGACCUGGCUGAAAAAACCCUGGUAUGUUGCGGUUUAAGGCACAAUGCUCCCACAUCCAGCCUGAUCAAUGCUGGUGAGUGUGACAAGCAGUCAAGUGAGCCUCCUCUCUUGAGCCAUGAGAAGACUCUGCUUUUCAGGGAUGAAGGCUGCCUUUUCUCUUCUUGCUCUUACAAUACGUGCAUCAUGAUUUGCUUUUUCGCUAACAAUGCUGCACUCCUUUUAUGCAUUUUCAUUUGCUUUCUUGAACUUCUCAAGUAAAACUGAAAUCUUUAGUACUUAUGCUACUUUUGACAGCUACGUUUUUAAAGAAUAUAGAAUAAACUGUAAUUAUCUGACUCUUCCUUGGA